AUGCGCCCCUUCCUCAACACCCUGAGGCGGCGGCCCUUCUACACCACCACCCUCGGCGCAUUCUGGGGCGCCACCACCAUCAUCUUCAUCAACGACAACGUCCUCGUAACAACCUACGUCGAGGGGGAGUCGAUGUCCCCGACCUUGUCCCGCGACUACCACGAAACCGGCCAUUGCGACUUCAUUCUCUGGAACAAGCUCUUCUCUCGCUCUAAGUUAGAGCGCGGCGACGUGAUACAGUAUAUGAACCCAUAUAAACCGGAAGCAUUCGCGGUCAAGCGAAUCAUUGGACUGGAAGGGGAUACAGUGGUCUUGGAUCGGAGAAGGCGGCCAGAAGCGGGUGAGGGGCCUGAGAUGCGAGAGACGAGGGCUUGGGAUGCGUGGAAGGGGAAGGCGAUGGUGCCGCCAGGGCAUGUGUGGGUUGAGGGGGACAAUCAAUUACUACGGACCUGUAUCGAUGAGUUUGAUCGAAGGGAGGGCGAUUGCUGUUGUGAACCCGAGCAAGUUCUGGACCAAGCCUUGGGAGGGUUACAGAAGUCGGACGAAGGUGGUGCCUUUGGAGGGAAGAAUGAGAAACUGGACGAAAGAGGGACUGCCGGUUGA
Saxophila tyrrhenica is the source of this 603-nucleotide messenger RNA. RefSeq lists its product as uncharacterized. Bases 1 to 603 code for a protein of 200 amino acids. The transcript is spliced from 2 exons. Gene Ontology annotation, molecular function: serine-type endopeptidase activity. Lineage: Eukaryota; Fungi; Ascomycota; Dothideomycetes; Mycosphaerellales; Extremaceae. The record is from RefSeq and is a predicted model, not a curated record. Gene Ontology annotation, cellular component: membrane; mitochondrial inner membrane peptidase complex.